GCCACUUAUCGAUCAUCUUUGGCCAGCAAACUGCAUACCGCAAUGCACCGCACAACCUUUACUGUAUUAGGAAGAAAUACUGCGAGCUGCUGCACACAGAGAUCAGGGGCUCGCUGUUACACUGGGUGGAUGGAGAUCACAGUCACACCCACAUGACACUGCCCUGUCCAUCUGCUCCUCUAGUGUCUCUCAGGGGAGAGAUGGGCUCGUGAUUCUCUGCAGCGGCUCACAGAGGGGGUCACUGCGCAGGUGAAGCACGAAGCCCUGGACGUACCCUGCUGGCCCACACGCUGCAGGGCAGAGCCAGGCAGCAGGCUGGGCUCACUGGCCUGGAGAGAGAGACACAACAGGCUGGACUGCUCGCAGUAAGAGUUCACACCUGGACAGUGAAAUCCUCUGCACCAUGUGGAGCUGUGACUGUGACACCCCUUUGUCAAAACACAGCUGGAGAUGAUCCUGGAGCUAAAUAACUCCCAACGAUUAAACAGCUGGAUGGGCCAGCUGGCCUCCUCUUGUUUGUCACCAUUAUGCUCCAAGUUUUUGUCAGCCCAAAAUAACACUGUAAGUCACCUCUUCUACAACACCAAACCUUCCCCAAACAAUAACCACCAAAGAAAUGAAAUUGCAGCUGGUUUAUAACUGAAGCUCUAAACCACACCCUCUAACAACCCUAAUCACACCCCCUAACAACCACAACCCUGCAGCUCAGAUCAAGGAAGUGGCUCAGGGAUUAGUUUCGUUUCACUAGAAACAGACUCACUGCAGCUCUGUCUCUACUGCUCCUCUCUGUGCAGUUUUUAUUUGUCAGAAUAAUGGCAGAAGGCAGUAUUUCAGUUUCUCAGGACCAGUUCAGCUGCUCAGUGUGUCUUUAUUUGCUGAAGGAUCCAGUGACUCUGCUCUGUGGACACAGUUACUGUUUGAGCUGUAUUAAGAACCACUGGGAUCAGGAAGAUCAGACUGGGAUCUACAGCUGCCCCCAGUGCAGACAGACCUUCACCGCAAGGCCUGAUCUUGGCAGAAACACCAUCCUGGCUGAAGUGGUAGAGAAAUUGAAGGAGACAGGGUGCAGUGGUCCUUCCCCUGCUCACAGUCCUGCUGGCCCUGGAGACGUGCUAUGUGAUGUCUGCACUGGGAGAAAGAGGGGAGCUGUGAAAUCCUGUCUGGUGUGUCUGGCCUCCUACUGUCAGACUCACCUCCAGCCUCACUAUGAAGCUGUUCCAUUGAAGAGACACAAGCUAGCUGAUGCCACAGGACAACUGCAGGAGAAGAUCUGCUCCACUCAUGACAAACUGCUGGAGGUCUACUGCCGUACUGAUGAGAAGUGUGUUUGUUAUCUCUGUGCAAUGGAUGAACACAGAGGCCAUGAUACUGUCUCAGCUGCAGCAGGAAGGACUGAGAAACAGAAGCAGCUUGGGGUGACACAGACACAAACCCAGCAGAGAAUCCAGGAGAGAGAGGAGGAGCUGCAGGAGCUGAGACAGGCUGUAGAGUCACUCAGAAGCUCUGCACACACAGCAGUACAGGACACUGACAGGAUCUUUUCUGAGCUGAUCCAAUCCAUUAAGAGAACAUGCUCUGAGGUCACAGAGCUGAUCAGAGCACAAGAGAGGGCUGCAGUGAGUCAGGCUGAAGGACUUCUAGAGCAACUGGAGAAGGAGAUCACUGAGCUGAAGAGGAGAGAUGCUGAGCUGAACCAGCUCUCACACACAGAGGAUCACAUCCAUUUCCUCCAGGUAACAUCACUGCUCUGUGACUCUGCAUCACCCAGCAUCCCUGUCAGUCCACACUUCUCUCCUGAGGCAGUGAGGAGAGCUGUCUCUGCACUGAAAGAGCGACUGGAGGACAUCUGCAAAAAGGAAUCAAUAAAGAUUUCCAUGACAGCUGCUGUGACUCUGGACCCUGAUACAGCUCACUAUGGGCUCAGCCUGUCUGAGGAUGGGAAGAGAGUGAGAAAGGGAGAGGAGGAACAGGAUCUCUCUGACAGUGAUGACAGUAAUGUCAGCGUUUUCAGCGUUGUCAGCAUUGUCAGUGAUGACAGCGAUGUCAGCGAUGACAGUGACGUCAGUGAUGACAGCGAUGACAGUGAUGAUGGUGAUGAGGAUGUGGAGGAACAGAAGCUCUCUGACAAUCCUCACAGAUUUGAUUCCUGGCCCUGUGUCCUGAGUAGGGAGUCCUUCAUUUCAGGGAGACACUACUGGGAGGUGGAGGUGAAUGACAGCUGGAGAAUAGGAGUGACCAGAGAGUGUGCAGAGAGGAAAGACUGGUUCAGAUUCUCUCCCCAGCAGGGUUACUGGUGUCUGGACUUUGACUCUACAGGUUUCUCUGCUCUCACAGACACUGAGACUCGUCUCCCCCUCAGUCUGCAGCCCAGGAAGCUGGGUGUGUGUGGAUAUUGAGGAGAGGAAGGUCUCCUUUUACACAGUGGAGUCCAGAGCUCAUCUCUACACUUUCACUGACAUGGUCUUCACUCAGGGGGAGAAGAUCUAUCCUGUCUUCGGUACCUGGGAUCGUAAUAAAGACCUUGAGCUGCUGCCUGCUGUCAGUGUGGAGAUUAAGCCUGUCAGUGACUCAUGAACACAGACUGACUCUCUCCCAGCUCUCUGUCCCACUGGUAAUAUUAUUAAUAUUAAAAGUUUAAUUUGUGUUGUAGAGACCUGGUGAUUAUCAGGACUUGAACUACAUUCAUCAGAACAGCAACCACUUGUCUUAACUACUGCACUAAACUGCCAUCCGGGGACAGUACCCUACAUUACAGUUUAUUGAUCCAUUACCACUAUAAUGAGAUUUAAAUAUGGAUGUCAAAAUAUCCACAAGUGAUAUUUGUAACUGUCCAAUUUUCUCUAGUUACAGGAUUCCAUAUUAAUAUUAAUUCCAUAUGAAUAUUCCCUAUAAUGUGGUAUUAAAUCAGUAUUACACCUUUUUUAUAACAAUGGCAGCAAGUGUUCUUAUUACAAAUUCUUUGAAAAGGAUAAAACAUUAUAGUUUUUUAAUGAAGAAUAUAUACUUCAUAUACAUAGAACAAGUGAAUUAAACCACCGUACAUUACUGAGUUAAAGACUUUGAUGCAUAAAAUAUUUAUGAAGAUGGUGGAAUAUUGUGUACUUUUUUAUAUAUUUAGCUACCACUACCAUCUACUGCAUGUACAUGAGGUAUAUAUUACAUAUGAGACUGUAUGGCUUUAAAACCACUAUA
Messenger RNA from Lepisosteus oculatus (spotted gar), 3192 nucleotides. Lineage: Eukaryota; Metazoa; Chordata; Actinopteri; Semionotiformes; Lepisosteidae. The record is from RefSeq and is a predicted model, not a curated record.